AUGUCCAAGACUACCCGACGGUAUAUGCCCCCGCGGCAGGGGAACGACUGUGACCGGCUGACAAGGCCCCGUCCCCAACUGCUACUGCUGCUGCUGUUCCUCCUCGGGGCGCUGGUGGUGGUCCUGGUUCUCGGGUUCUACGUGUCCAACGUCUCCGACGGGAACAGCGUGUCUGCUGCAGAUCUGACCAAAGACAAGCGGUCUCAAUAUCACAAACACACGAAGUACUCUUCGACUCAAGUGCAGCGCUUAGCCUCCCAAGUGGAUGGAAAUCGGUUGUGGGAAGCUCAUCUGAGGCCCAUCCUGAUAGAGAGGCUGCCUGGGUCGAAAGGCAGCCUGGUUGUACGGCAGCAUAUUACCUCCACGUUGUCCUUGCUGUCCGCCGGCUGGGACUUAGACCUGGACACCUUCACGGCCGCCACGCCAAAAGGGAUGGUCACGUUCACAAAUAUCAUUGCCAUUCUGGACCCUUCGGCCCCUCGCAGGCUGCUGCUGACGUGUCAUUACGACUCCAAAGCGCUACCUCCACACAGCCGGAACCCGGGGAGAGUCUUUAUUGGGGCUAGCGACUCAGCGGUGCCCUGCGCUAUGAUUUUGGAGUUGGCCACCGUGCUGGAUAAACAACUCAAGUCCUUCAAACAACAAAAGCCUCCUAUAACUCUGCAGCUCGUCUUUUUCGACGGGGAAGAGGCAUUUGGGCAAUGGACGGCCACAGACUCGCUUUACGGCUCCCGUCACCUGGCUCAACGUAUGGCCGCCACGCUCCACCCUGACGACAACUCAGAAACUACUCUGUUGCAAUCUGUGGAACUCUUUGUGCUGCUGGACCUUCUGGGUCCUCCUGAUCCACUGAUAGUAAACCACUUUGACAACACGGCACGCUGGUUCGACCAACUGAUGGCAGCGGAGAAGCGCCUCCAUCGUCAGGGUCUCCUGAAGUCGCACCCGUCAGAGCACUCAUACUUCAGGAAGGACAGGAGCUUCGGAAGGGUUGAGGACGAUCAUGUCCCCUUUCUUCGUAGAGGCGUCCCGGUACUUCACGUCAUCGCAACGCCCUUCCCGCAUGUGUGGCACACGUUCGACGACACCGAGGAGAACAUGCAUCGGCCUACGGUGGAGAAUUUGACCAAGAUCUUGGCAUUGUUCCUGGCCGAGUAUCUUGGGUUGUGA
Molecule: messenger RNA, 1170 nt
Organism: Nerophis lumbriciformis (worm pipefish)
Lineage: Eukaryota; Metazoa; Chordata; Actinopteri; Syngnathiformes; Syngnathidae
Source: RefSeq, a predicted model, not a curated record